UUCGCCAGUUCGCCAAGACGCGUCGUGCACACGAACGGUGCCGUUCGGCGUUGCGACGAUGUGAUGUUCCUUUUCGCACGCGGUUAACGCGGUGGUAUCAACGUGCGGCUCACGACAGACGUACGCGUCGAACAAAAUCGCUUUAGGUCGAUCGGUGUUUAGGCGCAAUGAGCUGAAGAACCGAGGAUCAUUUCGCGCGCGCGAGCAUAUCACUGAGCAUAUCACGAAAGGAUAUGUCGCUAGGGCAACGCGCGGCCUCGAGCGGCCAGGUCCUCUUCUUGCGUCUGCUGCUCGUCUGCAUGCUCGUCGUUUCCGCUCGCCUGGAAGAAACGAUACGAUCUUGGGACAAACUUUCGCAACUGAUACCAACGAAUUCGGUGUAUGAGAAGCAAGAUCGAAACGCACCUUCGUCGAGCAACGAGGCUGAUGCAUUCGCAAAGUUUGGACAUUCGCCAGAUGAGAACAACGUGAUGGACACAUCGAAAUCGAAAGGCGGGGGGGAGGAUGCGGAGGAGGAAGAGGAGGAGGAGGAGGAGGAGGAGAAAGAGGAGGAGGAGGAACCUAAGCUAACGCAUGAAGCUGAGAUCGAGGAGUACGAAGACGGAGAUAAGCGAGGAGAUAAAAAGAAAGAUGGUGAGAAGAGAAAGGAAGAGAAGGACAUUGACUCGUCGGAGUCGGUUGGUGCGAAGAAGGAAAAAUCUCCGAUGGCAGCUAGCAUAUCAAAUACCGCCGAGGUAGGGGACAAUUCCAGGGACGAAGAUUAUUUCGAAGACCCCUCGACGAAUCAGUAUGACAAUACGUAUUAUUAUUAUGACGAAUAUGAGAACGGGAAUCGUUCCAGAUACGAGGCAGUAGAUGGAGACAAUCUCGAUUAUCCAGACGCAGAAUCCGACGAGGAAGACACUACGUCAGAAGGUUGGAAAGUCCUACGACCAGAACACGAGGUACUAGAAAAGAAGGACAACGGCAGCACUCUUCGCGAGUUACCGAACGUGCCGUCGCGUAUUCUUGAGAAGGAAGGCAACGGUCCGUUAUUAAUAAUGGAUUCGGAACAAGGCUCGUCUAUGGAGGGUAGCGAUAAGAGCUUCACUUUCUUCGGUGCCAAGGAGGAGGACGAGCAGGAGCAGGAGCAGGAGCAGGAGGAGGAAGAGGAGGAGGAGGAGGAGCAGAAGCAGGUGAAAGAAGAGGAAAAAUCCGACGAUAUAACUGUUGACAGUUCCAUCUUGAUAGGUGAGGCUGUGGUUUCCGUCGUAACUACGAAAAGCGUGGUGAACGGCACGAUAACCGUGUCGACCACGUCGUCGCCGAACACCAGCGAGCAAGUCGCUGCGCCGCCGCCGUCGCUGGAACAGCCCGUUGUGGAGGUAACUACGGAUGAUUCGUCGAGGAUUCUGGCUUCCGUACAAACCAGCCGCAGCAUAUCGGGAGCGCGCUUCCUGCCGUUUCCAGCCGUGAUAGAUCGCGCCGAGCGAAUGGAGCAAGUGGAGCAAACGGAGCAGGACGGAGCACUCGAUGGCGGAAGAACAUCCCCAUCUCCAUCCGUGUCCACGGAGAGCAUCAUCGAUAAGCUCGACUGGGCACAGUCGAAACUGUCCGGCGAUCUCGUACCGGCUGCUAUACUCGGCGGAAACUUUCGAAACGCUGGCAAUACGCUCCAGUUGGAUGUAUUGGCUGAAAGAGAACGCACGACUCGCGCGAGAUUUAUUACUACCACGGCUAGAACGCCGGUUAUCGGCAAGUUUGUGCCACGACGUUACAGUGACAAAAGACUAAAUCACACCAGUACCACCACAGCAAAGCCACAGCGAUUAAAGACUACGCUCGACAAUCUGGAAGGCUUGCUGCCCCGAGACUACACGUCGAGAGGAACUACAACACCGACUGCACCGGCACCUGCCAAAAUCAAUUUCAGGUGGCCUUCCUCGAGACAAACGUCGUCCACGGAAGCGGCAGAGACGAAAGCCACGCCGACGACACCACCGACGAUUAGAUCGACGAUUGGUUUCGUUGUCCAAGACAUUAGCGCAUUUUUGCCGCCAGGAUACAAACUCAGGAAAGAGGACACGGCUGUUACGGAGAGUUCCAUUCUCAGUGACAUUCUUGCAAAGUCCAAAAUUGAUAUCUCGUCCCUUUUGCCAACAAACUAUAACGAGCGACAGGUCGAAGGAAACUCCAAGUUGGAAAAUAGCACAACAACCACGACAGCAAUGACGACGACGACGACGACGACAAUGAUGACGACAACGGCAAAAAGUAACACCUCCUCGGAGAAAAUUGCCUUGUCCAUCCAAGAUCUCUUCGCAUCUUCCAAAGUCGACAUAUCCGCCUUGUUGCCCAAGAAUUACGUUGAUAAGAAAAAGGAGUCCACUUCGGAUGAUAAAGCCGACACCGACAUGAACAAUGGACGGAGUAUGACAACGACAACGACAGUGACGGAACGGACGGGCUCUGACUCGGCUACUACGAAGAAAACUAGCGGUCUGAAGAUUGUAUUUCCUAGCAGACCAGGCGGUCGUAAACCGAUCCACAAGAUAACCACCCCGCAAACUCCGCGCGGAGACGGUCCAGGCGCAGUAACGCUAAAAAUACAAAAAGGAUGGCCGACUAGAGCUACCACAGAGUUUACCGGAUGGCCGACUCCAUCCACCACACCGAUCUCUAUCGAGAAGUUGCUGGAAGCCGCGCGGACAGCUACGGUAGCGUCUGUGAAUGUGUCGCUCAUUCCCAGCACGAACGAGAUUUCGAGUACAUCAUCCACAUCAACGACAACGACGACACCAAGGCCGACGACUCCUGGUGUGUGCGACGAGGAAUGCGAAGUAGCGGGUACGAUACGCAUCGUCGGGAACGCCACAUGGCUGCCGGAACUGUUCGAUCGAAAUACUCGCGAAUGGCAGGAGCUUGCGAGCCAAGUAGAACGAGAGAUGAACUUUAUAUUCUCGAAAUCGACCGUUCUAACGAAAUGGUACAAAAAUAUAAGGAUCGAUUCCUUCAGUCAAGGUAGCAUCCUGGUGGAUUAUUUUGUCGAAUUAGUCAACUUGCAGCAGAGAGUUAAUACGCAGGAGCUAAAAGUUAUCUUCCACGAUUCGCUCAGAACGUACAAUAGCAAUCGAUGGAACGAGACGGGCACAAAGGGCGCGUUACGAAUGGGGAUCUUCACCAUCGAUCCCAAAUACACAGACUUCGUAGUGAUACCUAAAGUGAGCACGCCGCAGUACAUCGAGAAAGACGACAGGCUCAUACCUCAGUGGGCCAUUGCGGUGAUAGUGAUAGGUGUUGGAGGUUUAUUGUUCAUCAUCGUGUUUGGUGUGUCUGUGCUCGUCAACAGACAAAACGGUGCGAAGCUAAAGCCAGCCAUGUCCACGAUUUACGACGAGGAGGUAGCUAAACAUACAUCCAGUCAUAGAUCGAACGAUUACUCGAAACCGGUACACACGAUAUGGACUGAUCCCGACGUUUCUUGGAACGACAAAUCUUUCGAGUCUACAUCCAACAAGAUUCUGGUUGAUAAACCUUUCCAGGACAGUAAGAAAUAUAAUAUGUACGACAGUUGGCGGUCCGAGUGGAAUGGUUAUUAUUACAAUCCGUCGCACAUCAGCAGCAGCAAGUACGGCGGUUACGACAGUACUACAAACUUGUCGAGCCGACACCAUGCCGAUUAUGACACAAAUUUCUAAAUUUCACGGCAAUAAAACGCACCUUUCUCCUACCUGCCUGAA
Molecule: messenger RNA, 3719 nt
Organism: Harpegnathos saltator (Jerdon's jumping ant)
Lineage: Eukaryota; Metazoa; Arthropoda; Insecta; Hymenoptera; Formicidae
Product: nuclear pore complex protein DDB_G0274915
Exons: 10
Coding region: 234-3677 (1147 amino acids)
Source: RefSeq, a predicted model, not a curated record